This is a messenger RNA of Rhodotorula toruloides NP11, 489 nucleotides long. RefSeq names its product glycine cleavage system H protein. The transcript is spliced from 4 exons. Bases 1 to 489 code for a protein of 162 amino acids. NCBI's taxonomy places the organism in Eukaryota, Fungi, Basidiomycota, Microbotryomycetes, Sporidiobolales, Sporidiobolaceae. The record is from RefSeq and is a predicted model, not a curated record. Gene Ontology annotation, biological process: glycine decarboxylation via glycine cleavage system; protein lipoylation. Gene Ontology annotation, cellular component: cytoplasm; glycine cleavage complex; mitochondrion.
AUGCUCAGGACUGCCAUCCGACCCAUCGCACGGACAGCGACCGUCGCUCUCCGCCAGCCGCUCACCCGCGCCCGCUUCCCCGCCCUCACUCGCUCCGUCGUCACCAAGCGGUACACGGUCGAGCACGAGUGGGUCGCGUUCGACGACUCGACCGGACUCGGGACGAUUGGCAUCACCGACUACGCCCAAAAGGCCCUCGGCGACGUCGUCUACGUCGAGGUGUCGGAGCAGGGCACGCAGGUCGCAAAGGGCGAGGAGAUGGGCGCUGUCGAGAGCGUCAAGGCCGCGUCCGACAUCUUUGCGCCCGUCGGUGGUCAGAUCGCAGAGGUCAACGACGCCCUCGAAGACCAGCCCGACCUCCUCAACAAGUCGCCCGAACAGGACGGCUGGCUCGCCAAGAUCAAGCUGUCGAACCCGGGCGAGUUUGACGAGUUGCUCAACGAGGAUGCGUACAAGGCGCACUGCGCUGGAUCCGAGGAAGCCUCUUGA